CUUCCGGCGGAAGUGCACAUGUUGUUAUUUGUCCCGGCGUGAGUCUUUGUUUCGUCGAUAAUAAAUAGUGAUUUAUACAAUAUCUACACCAUGAGUGGAGGAGUGUAUGGAGGAGAUGAAGUUGGGGCAUUGGUUUUUGAUAUAGGCUCUUAUUCCGUCCGUGCUGGAUAUGCUGGAGAAGAUUCCCCAAAGGCAGAGAUACCCACACAUGUGGGGGUCAUUGAGGAUCUGGAGGCUGCCAUGGAAACAGAAGACAAAGAGAUUAAACAGGCCGAUAAGAAGUACUACAUUGACACCACUAUGCUGAAAGUGCCACGUAAAGGGAUGGAGAUCAGCAGCUUCCUCAAGGAUGGCAUGAUUGAUAAUUGGGAGAUUUUUGAAAAGGUGAUGGACUACACAUACUCUAAGAACAUCAAAUCUGAAGCUAACAUGCACCCUGUGAUGAUGUCAGAACCAGCAUGGAAUAGCCGAGGAAAAAGAGAAAGAUUAACAGAAAUCAUGUUUGAAACCUACAAUGUUCCUGCCUUUUUCUUGUGUAAAAAUGCAGUUCUCUCAGCAUUUGCAAAUGGAAGAUCUACAGGUCUGGUACUAGAUAGUGGGGCAACACACACAACAGCUGUCCCUGUUUACGACGGCUAUGUCAUAGGUCAAGCUAUUGUGAAAUCACCACUGGCUGGAGACUUUAUAUCACUGGAGUGCAAGAAACUCAUGGAGGAGUUAGAGAUUGACGUCAUACCCCCAUACAUGAUACAGGACAAGGAACCUGUAUCCAUAAUGGAAGAUGCCAUAUGGAAAAAGAAGGACACUCCCGAAGUUACCAAGUCUUUCCAUAACUACAUGGUCAAGGAUGUGUUACAAGAUUUUGCUGCCUCUGCACUUCAAGUGAUGGACACGCCAUAUGACAAUAGCACGGCUGAGACUAUGCCUACAGUCCUCUAUGAAUUCCCAAAUGGCUACAACCAAGACUUCGGAUCAGAGAAGUUCAAAUUAUCAGAAGGUCUCUUCGACCCCUCAGUGAUUAAGGACCUGCCGAGCGGAAACACAAUGUUAAGUGCGGGACAUGUUGUGACCACCAGUGUUGGCAUGUGUGACAUUGAUAUACGACCAAGUCUGUACAGUAGUGUGAUAGUCGUGGGAGGCAACAGUCUGAUUGCUGGGUUCACAGAACGACUAAACCGUGAUCUGGGGACCAAAACACCACCAAGCAUGAGAUUGAAGAUCAUAUCAGCCACAGGCACGGCCGAGAGGCGAUUCAGCAGUUGGAUUGGAGGAUCAAUCUUGGCGUCUUUGGGUUCGUUCCAGCAGAUGUGGAUAUCUAAGCAGGAGUAUGAAGAGGGAGGCCGCAGCUGUGUGGAACGCAAGUGUCCUUGAUAGCCAUGUCAAGGUCACAAUGGUUGUCUUGAUGUAAUGUGUCGCAGAAAUCAGAUUCAGAAACAUAAAAGAAAACUUUUCACUUUUCAACUGGAUUCUCUUUUGGUUUCUACAAUGUGUUCUAAGGAAAAUCAACUUGAUGAAGUGCUUUACAGAACAUUUUUUUUUUUGAAAUGAUGCAAUUUUAGAUACUGUUGAAAUAUUUCCAUGGUGCUAAAUUGUUAAGAUUGUGUUUGGAAAAUAUUUGUUUUUGCAGAUUGGAAACAUCCAAAACUCCAGUCAAUUUGUACCAUGGUAGUUCUCCCAUGUCCAAAGAUGUUGUUUUUUUUUGUUGUUUUUUUAAGUGGAAUUCAACAAACAAAAAAUGUUUGUGUUCAUAAAUUAAAGUGUUUUAUAGGGUGUAUAAAUUGCUUCUGGAAUCUCAUACUUUCCAUCUAGUGCUCUGUCUUUUAAGAAAAGAUGUGAAUGAUUUUUUGAUUUUUUUUCAUGAGUAAAUUCUCAAACAUUUAAACUAGAGUUCAGUAGUUCAGUAGGAACUGGAAUUUGCUGGGACCAGGAAAGUGUUUUCACUUACUUAUGGUUUGACAUGUAUUGGUACAUGUUACUUGAAUGUAGAACAAUGGUUUGACAUCUAGUGAUACAUGUUAAGUUACACGAAGAACAAUUAUUUGACAUGAAUUGAUAUUGAUAUGUGUUUGUUAGAAUAAUAGUGUAUCUGGUGUAUAGUAAUUAAUUAAAAAUCUCUCAAAAUGUGGAAAUUCAUCUGAACAGAUAGUUUCAUUACCAGGGAAUUGAUGCUUGCAUGGCACACUUUAGUUUCAAUCUUGCAAUCUUAUCAAUUCUAAUUAUCAUAAAUCACUGUUCAUAUAUCAAGUCUUCAAAGCAAAAAAGUAUAAUAAAUGGAAAAGAAAAAUUACCUCAACUACAGAAAUUCCAGUUAUUUGUGGGGAAUGUCUUAAUUUGUUAACUGAAGGGUAUAUGGGCCAUCUAACAUUUGUUUCUUUCCAAAAUAAGUGUGAUUGAUCUAAUACGUAGUGUAAUUUGUAAUCCAUGAGGUAAGAGUGAUAUCUUCUAAGAAUUCAAAAGAAUAUGUACUAUACAUUGAUUCUGAAAUUCUCAGGUAAUAUAAAAUUCAUAUUCAGGGGAGAUAAUCUUGUUCAGGGGAGAUAAUCCAUACAUCAGUUACAGGUAAAACGUUUAAGUUUAUUUAGUUUAAUGUUUCUUGAUGAUAGGAUAAGGAACUGCUUACUCCAAGUUGAUAGCUCCCUAACAACAGGGCCUUGGUGUAUUUAACCGUUGUUUACAAUAGACAUAAUCCUAUUUCUGUAACCUGUGUAUGUUAUGGUGUUAUAUGGCUUGUUUAUAUUCAUUGUGUUGAUGUAUAUUUGUUUGGUGUCUGAUACAUUAGAGUUGUAAAUAGAAUGAGAGAUAGGUGUGAGGAUGAGUAAGAUAGUAAGAAUGUAGAUCAUCACAGAUGUUUCAUUUCUUUUGUAAAAUAAAAAGUCAUCAAAGUCAAA
Molecule: messenger RNA, 2888 nt
Organism: Pecten maximus
Lineage: Eukaryota; Metazoa; Mollusca; Bivalvia; Pectinida; Pectinidae
Product: actin-like protein 6B
Exons: 14
Coding region: 91-1371 (426 amino acids)
Biological process (GO): regulation of transcription by RNA polymerase II; nervous system development
Cellular component (GO): NuA4 histone acetyltransferase complex; SWI/SNF complex
Molecular function (GO): chromatin binding
Source: RefSeq, a predicted model, not a curated record